Molecule: messenger RNA, 1260 nt
Organism: Penicillium canescens
Lineage: Eukaryota; Fungi; Ascomycota; Eurotiomycetes; Eurotiales; Aspergillaceae
Product: S-adenosyl-L-methionine-dependent methyltransferase
Exons: 4
Coding region: 1-1260 (419 amino acids)
Molecular function (GO): O-methyltransferase activity
Source: RefSeq, a predicted model, not a curated record
AUGGUGUCUAAUACAAGUAGAUCUUCCCACUUGGUGAAGAUAAUCAGUGACAGCACUACCAAAAUCGAGGUAUAUCGUCAGGAACAAGGUUUACCACCCCUAAGUUUAGGGCCUGAUGCACCGCUUGAUGUGAAAUACCCACCCAAUGUGGAACAAUGUCGACGGGCCGUUAUCGAUGCGAGCCUAGAGUUGGGCGACCUGGCAACGGGUCCCGUCGAACUUCGUCUCGUACCUGGAUGGGCAGUCAUGACCAUGUUCGGCGUGACCCAAUUCAUCUGCGACUUUGAUAUUGCCCACCGGGUUCCUAUGACAGGCGACGUGUCGUACGAAGAGCUCUCCAAGACUGUCAAGGUCGGUGCGUCCGUUCUUCGUCAGGUCCUGCGGGCUGGCAUGCCCUACCACAUGUUCUACGAGCCACGGCCGGGUCACGUCGCGCACACGGCGACCACCAAGGUCAUGGCGCGGGAGCCACUGAUCAAAGACUGGACUGGCCUGUCCACGGACGUCUUGCUUCCUGCUAGUGCUGGGCUGACCGAAGCCUUGAGGAAAGAACCCGCGGCCAACGACCCCGCCAAAACGGGCUUCAUGCUCGCCAAAGGAGACGGCGAGUCCGGCAUGUUCAAGUACAUUGAGAAGCACCCGGAGCAAGCUCGAAGAUUUGCAGGCGUCAUGGGGGCAUUCCAGCAAGAUGAGGCGUACGCGCCACAACAUCUUAUCGACAGCUGGCCGGAUGAUUUGCAGAACGGUAAACUCGUCGACCUAGGCGGAUCCACGGGCGCCGUGGCUUUUGCGAUGGCCGAAGAGUACCCAGGGCUCGAGAUAGUGGUCCAGGACUUGCCCGGGGCACUUGAAGCUGCACAAGUUCGAGAGGGCAGGAAUGUGUCGUUCAUGCCUCAUGACUUUUUCAACGAGCAGCCUGUCAAGGAUGCUGACGUAUUUAUGUUUCGCUGGGUUUUGCACAACUGGCCCGAUGUCCAUGUCCAACGCAUCCUGAGAGCUUUGAUCCCGUCGCUGAAGCCUGGUGCCAAGAUCAUCAUCUUUGACGAGAUCAUGCCUCCGGCUGGCACGAUGACUUUGAGCGUGGAGCGAUAUCAACGAAACAUUGAUUUCGGCAUGUUGACCCUUUUUAACUCUAAGAUUCGUGACGUCGAUGAAUGGAAAGAAGUCAUUACUCAGUCAGACCAGCGCUUCAGGGUCGCAGAUGUUAGGUACCCUGAGAGUUCUCGACUGUCCCUCAUUGAAAUCGUAUGGCAGCCAUAA